Molecule: messenger RNA, 5276 nt
Organism: Notolabrus celidotus (New Zealand spotty)
Lineage: Eukaryota; Metazoa; Chordata; Actinopteri; Labriformes; Labridae
Gene: slc7a3a
Product: solute carrier family 7 member 3a
Exons: 12
Coding region: 522-2459 (645 amino acids)
Biological process (GO): amino acid transport; transmembrane transport
Cellular component (GO): plasma membrane
Molecular function (GO): amino acid transmembrane transporter activity
Source: RefSeq, a predicted model, not a curated record
AAACUGAUAACUGCUCUGAGACCUUAAAGGGGAGAGUUGGAGUUAUUUCUGCUGUAUUCCACUCUCCGUGGAAAUCUCAAAGGUGGAGCUUCUUCCGAUUUGCGUCAUUUCUCGUCCCCGCCCCUCCCAGCUGAUGACAAAACGAGCGCACCCUCAGCCGAGCGGGAUAUUUCAUCAGCGACCACAGACAGCAGCAGCAGCUCCUCUCCUCAUCCCUCUGGGCUCCUCUGUGUGACCACCAACUACUCCAAAAUAGAAAGGUCUUAAUCUGUUGCUGCAAAAUACCACAGACCAGCUUCCUCCUGUUCUCUGGAACAACUGUUGCAUAAGUCAACACACCUUCACCAAAGGACCUAUAAUACACAAGUUCCCCUCCCUAUUUGGCUGGAAGAACUUCUCCUCUCAGUGCUGUCACACGUGUUGUGUUUAGGCUCUGUCACUCACUCACUCACACACACACCCCACGCUCGAAGGAUUUAAAACACAUAGCCUGGUUCAGCGCCCACACACUCACAGCAAACAUGGUCAGCAAGCUGUCCAACUUUGGCAAAGCCCUGCUGCGUCGCCGGGCUUUGGUCGACUCUGGUGAGGAGUCCCCGUUUGCCCGAUGCCUCUCCACGCUGGACCUCAUCGCCCUGGGGGUGGGCUCCACGUUGGGCGCCGGUGUCUACGUCCUCGCUGGUGAAGUCGCCAGGGAGAAAGCAGGGCCCGCUAUUGUCCUCUGCUUCCUCAUCGCCGCUCUGUCCUCCAUGUUGGCCGGCCUGUGCUACGCUGAGUUUGGAGCCCGUGUCCCCAAAACAGGGUCAGCGUAUCUGUACAGCUACGUGACAGUGGGUGAAAUCUGGGCCUUCAUCACCGGGUGGAACCUCAUCCUCUCUUAUGUGAUAGGAACGGCCAGCGUGGCUCGGGCCUGGAGCUCAACCUUCGACAACUUAGUGGAGCAGAAGAUCUCAGGCUUCUUUAAAGCCUCCAUGACCAUGAAAGUACCAGGAGGGGUGCUGGCAGAGUACCCCGACCUGUUCGCCCUCAUCCUCAUCCUGCUGCUCACUGGACUUCUGGCCUUCGGCGUCAGCGAGUCCGCUCUGGUGAACAAGAUCUUCACGGGCAUCAAUCUGGUGGUUCUGGGCUUCGUGAUCAUCUCAGGGUUCGUGAAAGGCGACACAAAUAACUGGAACCUGACGUCAGGCGACUACUACACCUUCAUCAACGACAGCAACGGGACCAGGACUCCAAAAUUAGAGGAGGAAUUCGGUGAUGGUGGCUUCGCUCCCUUUGGCCUCAGUGGGGUCUUGUCUGGUGCUGCUACUUGCUUCUACGCCUUUGUCGGCUUCGACUGCAUCGCCACAACAAGUGAAGAAGCAAAGAACCCCAUGCGUUCCAUUCCCAUCGGCAUCGUGGCCUCCCUGCUCAUUUGUUUCUUCGCCUACUUCGGCGUGUCUGCGGCUCUGACCCUGAUGAUGCCGUACUACCAGCUGAACACCCAGAGCCCGCUCCCUGAGGCCUUCACCUACGUGGGCUGGGCUCCGGCCCGGUACAUCGUGGCGGUGGGCUCUCUCUGUGCUCUGUCUACGAGUCUCCUGGGCUCCAUGUUCCCCAUGCCCCGUGUGAUCUACGCCAUGGCUGAGGACGGGCUGCUGUUCCGUAUCCUCUCCAGGAUCAAUGCUCGCACAAAGACCCCUCUCCUGGCUACCAUUGCUUCUGGCAUUGUUGCAGCUCUGAUGGCCUUCCUGUUCGACCUGGCGGCUCUGGUAGACCUCAUGUCCAUUGGAACUCUGUUGGCGUACUCUUUAGUGGCCAUCUGUGUCCUUAUCCUCAGGUACCAGCCAGGCACCCUGAACUCAUCCAGCCAGACGGAGAAUCUGGUGGAGCUGGUUGAAGGCGAGAAAGUGCCGGUUAAAGGAGCGGAGAGCGAAGACGAGUACGAUGACACGCCGCUCAAAGAGGCUUUCAAGGUCAAGCUGCUCUUCUUCCCGAGCGGAAAGAACCCGACGCAGACCUCUGGGUUCAUCGUCUACGCCACCACCGCCAUCAUCUCUGUUCUUAUCACCCUGCUGUGCAUCGUCUUGGCCAACUGUCUCCCAGACCUGCUGGCGGCACGGCCCGGCGUCCUGGUGCCCUGCGUCAUCCUGACUCUGCUCUGUGUCGUCUGCGUCAUUAUCAUCUGGAGGCAACCUGAGAGCAAAGAGGCGCUGAACUUCAAGGUCCCUCUGCUCCCCUGGUUGCCCUUGUUCAGUGUUUUCGUCAACAUCUACCUCAUGAUGCAGCUGGACCUGGGAACAUGGUGCCGAUUCGCCGUCUGGAUGGCCAUAGGUUUUGCGAUCUACUUCUUCUAUGGUAUCAGGAACAGCGGUGAAGCAGCCAACAACAGGUCGUCCCCUCGCAAGUACGAACCCGCGCUGCAGAGCAAAAGCCCGAUCUACAAAGGCGGUGACAGUGACCUGGAAGCCAGCAGUCCUUGAUACUGACUGCUUUGGACUCGGGUGGCGUUGCAGAGCACUCUACACUGGCGGUGUAGCCGAACUUGAAGCAGGAAGCUGCAGUGUAGGCCGCCCUGAAACGCAGCCCUGGGUUUAAGAGAAGAAGAGGCAAGACAAAGUCACACACAUCUUACCUCUGACUCUGAGGCUGAUUAACUUGAUGACUGGACACUGUGAACCACUCUCUGGUCCGUGCGUCUGUUUCAACCCGUCUGUCGGUCUGUUCGUUCCUAGCCUUAGCCCCCCUGGAGAUCUGCCUCUAACACAUGCAUUGAACGGACCUAGCUUAAAGCGUACUGCUGAUCUCAAGCCGUUUAACCGGAAGAUUGUUACAUGUUGUAUGUUUAUUUGUGCGCUUUUGCGUGUGAAGCCAUGUCGCCACAAGGGGGGGAAACAAGAACUACGACCUUAACCCCCCCCCCCCCCCCAAACAUGAUGUCUUGAAGCAGUGAGUUUACUACCAUGAGGGUACUGGCAUCACUGAGCUAGACCUCCGACUGUAUUACUAACAUGAGUAGCUCUCUCAGUGGAGUCGACACGUCUAGAUCACAUGUUCCUGUUUGUUGCUGUUUGUUUGUGUGUAAACAGGGUAGCACUGAUGCUGUUGUUGUUGACAGCCUCAGUCAGGUGAGGAAGAACACGUCGCUGUCGUCUUCAUCGCACACUUCAGUACAUGCUUUACAAAUUUUGAACACACUAUGACCUUUGUGCCCCCCUGCUCCCACAGGACAGACUUUAUUCUUCAUGUUUUUAUUACAUACAGACGCACAAUUCAAGUAUUUGAAGGCUGAAAUCAGCAAAAGAAAACACUUCAUUUUAAUUUGAUGAGUUUAUUGGACUCUAAAUAAUCUAUCAAACGCACCAAGUACCCGUACAUGACUGCGUCGUGCUCUGCAUGGCUGUAUCCUGAUGUUAGCAGAUCUGGGGAGGUGGAUAGAUUUGCACUUACUUUAUGUGUUAAAGGUGUUUGUUACAGAAGAGGAUUAAGGGCCACUGAAAAAAAAAUUAAGGUCCAAUUUUAAAAAAAUUAUUAUUCUGAGAAUAAAGUCAGAAUUCUUGGAUUAAAGUAAAAGUCAGAGUUCGUAGAUUAAGGUCAGAAUUCUUAGAUUAAGGUCAGAAAUCUGAGAUUAAAUUCAGAAUUCUGAGAUUAAAGUCAGAAGUCUGAGAUUAAAGUAAAAAUCAGAAUUCUUAGAUUAAUGUCAGAAUUCUGAGAUUAAAGUCAGAAUUCUGAGAUUAAAGUCAGAAUUCUGAGAUUAAAGUCAGAGUUUGUAGAUUAAGGUCAGAAUUCUGAGAUUAAAGUCAAAAUUCUUAGAUUAAAGUAAAGGUCAAAAUUCUUAGAUUAAAGUCAGAAUUAUUGGAUUCAAGUCAGAAUUCUGACUUUUUUUCUCAGAAUAAUAACAAUAAAAAAGAAACAUAUUGGACUUUAUUUCUUUAUUAUUUUCCUUGGCCCUAAUCCUCCUCCGUACUUUGUUAUUGUCUGACAGGCCGAUGAAUUUCAACUGACACCUGUCCAGUGUGGCGUUCAGGAGAGCAGGGGGUCUACUUUUAACAAGGGCCUGUUUUUAAUCAUCACUAAUCCACUUUUCUUUUUGGUUUUCGCUUCCUUGUGAAAAGACUUGUAUCUUUUUUAUCUUUUAGUUUCAGUUGAAACUCGUUCUUGGCAGCUUCGUCUGUUGAGGUUUCAGUACUUCUUCUGUUUUUCUGCUAGAGAUGUUAAUAUUUAAACGUUUGUACGUUUCUUUGGGAUAGCUUUCUCUUAUAUAUAUUUGCCUUUCAUAUCAAUUUCAAUCAACUAACAUGCUUUCUAGGUGUACUUUAAUCGUUACAUGUACAGUUUUUAGAGUGCCGAUCUUUUUGUUUUCUUUUAUAUUCAUGUUUUUAAAUGUCUUUCAUUUUGCGAUCCCUUUUGACCAAAUGAACGUGUUUUUGGAAACUUUCCAACGCAAAGAACGACCACUGAAAGUUGGUCUCUAAUUCUGUAAUUUAAACACAAAGUUUUUAUCCCAAUCCUCUGGAGUCAACAUAACUUAUUGUUCGUAUUGUUUUUAUUGUCCACGUCAAAUACUGUAGAGUGUACAGUAUUUGUUAAAAGCUGUAUCUUUAUUUGUAUAACGCUGUAAAUUAUACAAAUGUGCUUUCUAUAAAAUGAGCUGAAGUCUAAUCUGGUCAGAGAAGGUUUUUUUAAAUCAUCUCUGAAGCAUUUCAUUUAACAUUUGAUGCUGCUGAGCUCCAAACUUUGUAACACUUUGAAGUCCCUUCUGCAGAUCUAAAAGUCCUAAUGGAUGCAAUACUGUCACCUGUGUUACACAAACAGUAGACAGGUCAGAGGUCAUAUCUCCUGAUAUGCAUUGGUGGCAAAGUGAGGGCACAGUGAAGGUGGAGUCAGACUCAGCCAGAGUUUCCAGCUGAUGUGAAUGGAUGAACUGGUGCCUGAAGCAGCAUCCUCCUGCCUGAGAGCUACUGCAGAGUUUAUCUGUUAUCACUGAGCUGCUCUCUGUCAUGGAUCAAAAGUCAUCUGAGGCUCCAGACUUUCUGCACAUCAAAAUGUAAAAGUUACAUUUUCUUGUGAGCGAGCUCAGAGAGGAAGAAUUCCUCACAUCGUAAAGGUCAUUUUGAAGCGGCUGUGGCUUCUUCACACCCAGCCCUGGUGCCUUUCAUGAAUCCAUAUCAUCCCCACUCUUCUUAGAGCUGAAUCUAUUUUUGUCCUUCUGUUUUAAAUACUGUACAUAUCGCUGACAUGUAUAAAUGAGCUGUAUUUUCAAUGUUUUUUUAAUAAAACUGAUUCAUGCUUCAGAUCGA